Messenger RNA from Pocillopora verrucosa, 2283 nucleotides. The record is from RefSeq and is a predicted model, not a curated record. Lineage: Eukaryota; Metazoa; Cnidaria; Anthozoa; Scleractinia; Pocilloporidae.
CGUGACCGUCACGUUUUCCCAAGAGUGCCAUAUGGCACUCUGAAAAUGCAUUUGUAUUAACCAAUCCUAACGUGUGAUAUAAAUGAGAAAAAGCCCUUCUUUGUCUUUUAGCCAAUAGGAGAUAUCCUUAUGUUUCGUUUGACACAAAACACGAGGUAGGUUCCCAUAGAAAUAUUUUUCACAAUCGACCAUCGAAAGUGAGUAAGCGAAUUUCCGUAACCUUGCGUUAUUAUGGCGUCCGAUUCUGAAGGAGAUGAAUUUUUAGGCUUCGAAACUGAAGAAGUAGAAAGGGCAAGAGCUUUGCGAAGGCAAUUAAGCGAUGAAUCUGAUAUUUCAGUUUCUGAGAGCGAAAGCGAGAGCAGCAGUGAGAGCGAAAGCGAAGAGGAUAUCGACGAACGCUGGACGAUAGAUAACUCGCCUGUCCAUGUUGAAGAAUUUGUCGAACGCACUGGUCCGACUUCACGAGUUCCAGAAGAUGGAACAGCUUUGGAUUUCUUUCUCCUUCUUUGGCCAGAAGAUCUGUUCGAAAAAAUUGUGGAGGAAACCAACCGUCAUGCCGAACAGUGCAUUCAAACGAAACCAGACCCGAGGUGGCACCCAACAACAUGCGAAGAAAUGCGUGCAUUCUUCGCGUUGAAUGUUUUGUUUGGAAUAAAGUCCUUGCCGGAAACAAGAAUGUACUGGUCGAAAGACAACUUUAUUGGUGUUCCAACCAUUCAAAAAGUAAUGCCGAGGAAUCGCUUCGAGAAGAUUCGACAAUAUCUUUGUUUAAACAAUCGUUUAAACAUGUUACCGCGAGAUAACCCUGCCUAUGACAAGCUCUUCAAAGUGCGUCCUUUGUUGGAUAGACUAGCCAACACAUUCCACGAAGAAUAUCGCCCAUCAAAGUUUGUAUCAAUUGAUGAAGGAAUGGUCAAGUACAAAGGAAGACUUGGCUUCAAACAGUACAUGCCCAUGAAGCCCGUGAAACGAGGCAUUAAAGUAUGGGUGCGUGCUGAUGCAACGAAUGGUUUUGUGAGCGCCAUGCAAGUUUACACAGGCAAAAAAGAUGGUGGCCAGCCUGAACACGGUCUUGGACAUCGUGUUGUUUGCGACCUUGUCAACGAUCUGAAGGGGAAAAAUUAUCACAUCUUUUGUGAUAAUUUUUUCACUUCAGUUCGACUGGCUGAAGAUUUACUGUCCAACAAACUCUAUCUUUGUGGAACAACACGUGCCAAUAGAACUGACUUUCCCAAAGAUUUAAAAGCUAAGAAGCCCGAAGUGAAAGCGCUCCGUCGUGGCGAAUCUCUCUUUCGUCGGAAAGGGAACAUUGUUGCAUCCGUUUGGAAAGACAAAAAAGCCGUGGCUUUCAUAAGUACUCAAUGCAAUGCAAGGGGAAACGAAACUGUUCGCAGAAAGCAGAAGGAUGGAACUUACAUCGAAGUUCCUUCUCUCCCAGUAGUAAAACUCUACAACCAGUACAUGGGAGGAGUAGAUCAUAGCGAUCAGAUGCGGCAAUAUUACGAUACGUCAAGACGAGCAAAUAAAUGGUGGCGGUAUCUGUUGUGGUUUUGUCUAGAUGUAAGCAUUGUGAAUGCACAUAUUUUAAUGCAAAUUGCGGAUAACCAUCCGAACUUCACGCAACUUCAGUUUCGCAUCGAAAUGGUGAAGAUGCUGAUCGGCGACUUCUCAUCCCGUCAACAUGCCGUUCAAGAAGGAACUGUUCAGACUGGACAUUGGCCCGUAAAAAUGAGCAAGGGAAGGUGCAAGAGAUGCUUGAAAAGAAAAAAGACAACGUUCUGUCGAAUGGGAUGCGAUUCAUGUGGCGAGAGGUUCUGCUUGGACUGUUUCAAAAAUCAUAACACCGAAGCCUGACGUGGCGCGAAAUUCAAACGUCUCGAACAAUGAACGCUCUUUUGUCUCGGUUAAAAAAAACACUUUAGAAGACAUACCAGUAAUUUUGUUUGUGUUCUUUUGAAAUUUAUAAUUUUCGCUGUAAAUAUUUCCGUAAAAUAUUUUUGCUUUACCUACCUUAUAUCGAGAAAUUACCUUGUGAAACAACAUAUAUGCUUUCAUUCAUUAAAUCAAAAUGGUGUGAUGAACAGUUUUGCGUGUUGCAUGAUUUUGAGGUUUGUUUUGUCAGCUUAUUUUCUCAUAUUGGAGAUGUUACCUAUCUUAAAUGAAAACUUCAAUCUCUGUAGAAUAAACUUUCUCUGCAUUGGUGAGUCUAAAAUUGCCUGGUUCACUCACUAUUUUGCUAUAGUUGUAUGGCACCUCAAAUUUGCCUUUCAGUAGUCACCAUGA